UCGUCUAUAAAACUCUUCAAAAUCAUCUCCAGACACAGGCAUGCUAUCCGCUCUUUAAUCAUCAAUUCGUACACAAAGUAGCUUAGAGGCACAGACAGUCGACAUUUCCACCAUUGCACCUGGACACCAUUCCUCACUUACAGCAAGUCUACGGUCACCCAAAAUGAACUACCGUGGCGUUGUAUACGAUGUUGGCCUUCACUUCACCGCAGACGGCCCGUCUGUAGAGCCAUUCGAUCCCAAACUCGUGGCCCACGACCUGAAAGUUAUCGCUAGCGACCUCCACGCCAACGCUGUCCGCAUCGAAGGCGAAUCUAUCCAGCGGCUCGCGGACGCCGCACGUAUCGCCCACUCAUUGGGCCUUGCCGUCUUUUUCAAUCCCUGGAAGAUGCACGCACCAGCCGACGAGGUGCGAACAUACCUUGCCGAAGCAGCGCAAGCCGCCGAAGAACUUCGUGGAGAAGGACUGGACAUUGUCUUUGUCUCGCAAUGCGAGUAUACCAUCUUCAACGAGGGUGUAUUCCCUGGCAAGGACCUGAUGGAGCGGGUCAAGUGGCUGAGCGAGCAAAUCAAGGAAACAUCCGAUGGCCUCAGCAUCUCCGAUUUACUACGCGAGGCUUGUUCAAAGCUCAACGACAUUCUGAAGUCGUUUUUGGAAGUGAUUCGCCCCGUAUUUCAAGGCCGAGUGACGUAUUCAGCAGGAAUCUGGGAAGUCAUGGACUGGACACCCUUUGAUAUUGUUGGCGUCGAUCACUACCGUCAGGGUGAGAGCGAGAGCAAGUAUCUCAAGGGGUUGGAAAGGCAUCGUUGCGAGAAGCCGCUUGCUGUCAUGGAGUUCGGGUGCUGUGCAUAUGAAGGCGCUGCACCACUCGGAGCCGGCGGCUUCAUGCCUCUUCAAGGAACCAACCCAGACGGUACCGGAAACUUUGCGGGGGGCAUACUACCGAAGUAUUCAGAAACGGAGCAGGCUGAUUAUGUCGAGGCAGUCAUCAGGCUGCUCGCCGGGGCGAAGGUGGACGCUAUGUUCGUUUACGUCUUCUCGUUCCCUACGUAUCGUGCCGGAGAGGGUGCGCGGAAUUUGGACAUGAUGUCGUUCUCAUUAGUCAAGACGUGGCCGGAAACGGAUGAGAGGUCAAAAGAAAUGCCACCGUGGGCACCGAAGGAGGCGUUUGGGAGAGUGGCUACUGCUUACAAACAGCUUGGCAAUUCCUGAAUUGUAGAAAAGGUAGAUAUAGUGAAUCCCCAAGAAGUUUGAUGUUUUCUCACCUCACACCACUAGACAAAAUGAUCCCAUAUCAGCGGAAUUUGACCUCGGGAAUAGCAGAGGGUGGCAUGCGCCAGUGACUCGGAGACGAGCCUUCGACAAUACAAGUAGAUUUACGUCGCAAUGACAAAAAGUCAAACAAGCAAUGAGUGGUUUAUGAAGAUAGUGGGCAGAUAAAUGCGUCUCUAACACAAUCAUGUCCUCAGCCCAUCUGUUUGAAAGACUGGUUGAAAGAUUAAGCACAGGUGAGUGGCGAGUGAGAUGCGCCGAUUCUCCGGUGGCCUGUACGAUGCUGAAUAAUUGUGCUGCGGGCCCGUCUGAUCUGUUCAUGCAGCAGUUGGGGUACCCCAACUCAAUGGG
Molecule: messenger RNA, 1624 nt
Organism: Colletotrichum godetiae
Lineage: Eukaryota; Fungi; Ascomycota; Sordariomycetes; Glomerellales; Glomerellaceae
Exons: 1
Coding region: 164-1213 (349 amino acids)
Source: RefSeq, a predicted model, not a curated record